GUCCGGGGGCGGGGCGGGCGCCAGCCAUGGACAAUCAGUGCACUGUCCAGGUGAAGUUAGAGCUGGGGCACCGUGCCCAGCUGCGCAAGAAGCCCACCACUGAGGGCUUCACCCAUGACUGGAUGGUCUUCGUACGUGGCCCUGAGCAGUGUGACAUCCAGCACUUCGUGGAGAAGGUCAUCUUCCGACUGCAUGACAGUUUCCCCAAACCCAAGCGUGUAUGCAAGGAGCCCCCCUACAAAGUGGAGGAAUCGGGCUAUGCAGGCUUCAUCAUGCUCAUCGAAGUGUACUUCAAAAACAAGGAGGAACCGAGGAAGGUCUGUUUCACCUACGACUUGUUCCUCAACUUGGAGGGCAACCCUCCUGUCAACCACCUGCGCUGCGAGAAGCUCACCUUCAACAAUCCUACCACAGAGUUUCGCUGCAAGCUGCUCAUGGCUGGCGGGGUGAUGGUAAUGCCCGAAGGAGUGGACACGGUGUCCAGGCCCAGCCCUGACUACCCCAUGUUACCCACAAUUCCACUCUCUGCCUUCUCUGACCCCAAGAAGAACAAACCGUCCCACGGCUCCAAGGACGCCAACAAAGAGAGUGGUAAGGCGUCCAAACCUCACAAGGUGGCCAGGGAGCACCGCGAGCGGCCGCGCAAGGACUCAGAGAGCAGGAGCUGCUCCAAGGAGCCAGAGCGCGAGCCCAAGAGUGCCAAGGAUGGUGUGCGCAAGCUGCCCAAGGAGGAGAAGGCCCCAGCACCCAAGGCUGCCUUCAAGGAACCCAAAAUGGCCCUAAAGGAGACAAAGCUGGAAAGCCUGUCCCCCAAGGGGGCACCUCAGCCCCCUACCCUGCCCAAGGCCUCCAGCAAGCGGCCCGCUGCCACGGACUCACCGAAGCCCAGUGCCAAAAAACCUAAGAAGAGCGGAUCGAAGGGGACACGGCGUGCCCCUGGCACCUCACCCCGCGCUUCCUCCUCCUUCCCUGACAAGAAGGUGCCCAGGGACAAGAGCAGCAGCAAAGGUGACAAGGGGAAGGCAGACAGUGAGGCUCGGGAGGCCAAGCGGACCCAGCAGGCUGAGGACUCAAACUCAGAGGAUGAGGCCUCCUUCCGGUCAGAGUCGGCCCAGUCAAGCCCAGCCAACGCCAGCUCCAGUUCUGACUCCAGCUCCGACUCAGACUUUGAACCAUCUCAGAACCACAGUCAAGGCCCCCUGCGCUCCAUGGUGGAGGAUCUGCAGUCUGAGGAGUCGGAUGAGGAUGACUCGUCGUCAGGAGAGGAGACCACUGUCAAGGCCAAUCCAGGCCGAGAGUCCAGGCUGAGCUUCAGCGACAGUGAAAGUGACAAUAGUGCUGACUCCUGCCUGCCUGGCCGUGAGCCCCCGCACCCUCAGAAGCCACCUCCUCCCAGCAGCAAGGUUUCUGGCCGGAGGAGCCCCGAGCCCUGCAGCAAACCUGAAAAGAUUCUGAAGAAGGCUACCUAUGAUAAGGCUUACACGGACGAGCUGGUGGAGCUGCACCGGAGGCUGAUGGCUCUGCGUGAGCGCAAUGUGCUGCAGCAGAUUGUCAACCUGAUUGAGGAGACUGGUCACUUCAACGUCACCAACACCACCUUCGACUUUGACCUUUUCUCCUUGGACGAGAGCACCGUUCGCAAGCUGCAGAGCUGCCUGGAGGCCGUGGCCACAUGACCCCGGCCACCACUGUGGAGCCACGGUGGGCAUGGGCACGGGAGGGGCUGGGCAUGAGGGCUGGCCCGCCAUGACUCCCGCUCCCGGUACCACCCCCAGCUCACCAUGGUGCCCUGGUACCCUUCAGUGGUUGGUGUUAAAGGGGCUGUGGGCCACACUUCCACAGGAGGGGGUGACACAGGACACAUGUGGCUUACAGCCCCUUGUUUAUUCUGCCAGUUAUCCACUGUGGGUGGGGCUGAGUGGCAGGUUAUUGCCUGGGCCUCUCUGAGUGGCCAGAAUGACCACAGUCUUCCAUGCAGUUCACAGACCUCCCUCUGUGGCCUGCCUCCUAGACUCGAGGGUCUGUCAGCAUGGCCAGGGCUGGCCAUGAACACAUGGCUCUGCCUGGCAGGCCCUGUGCCUGGUGUCCUGCCAUGCAGCCUUGUGUAUUGUGUGUGCUCCAAGUGUGUCCAGCAGCCGGGGAGGCUCAUGUCACCCCCUGCUGGAGGCAUGGAGGAUCUCCCCUCUAGAUCCCAGGAUGCCACUGCCUCUCAUGGCCCCAGGCCAGUGAACACUACGAUGGGCACCAGUCUUGGUCUCCCAAGGGCCACCUCUGUAGCCAUGUGCCAGCCAAGCACCCACAGUUCCAAGGCUGGCCGUGCUGGCAUGCCUGGGCCACCAUUUCCCAUGGGCCACCUCCUCUGUUCUCUCGCUGAUCAAGUCUUUGAACUUUGAAAACGAGCUUUUGCCAAAUAUGAUAGGAUGGUGUGUGCGAGGCGGGCCCAGCCCCAGACUGCCUCUGUCCCCAGCCAGAUGGCCUCUGUCUCCACAGUGGGCCUUGAGAGGCUUUGGACUUAUGCCCUAUAAACUGCCGAGGGCCGGGCCAGCCCCUUUCCCAUGCCUGAGCCUGGAGUACCACCCCAACCCCAAGUCCAAUUGUUGUCAGUGUUCGUGCCCCAAGGUGUUUGAAAGUGGCCAGAGCCCAAGCUGGCUCACAGUUGCCUCUCUGAUGUUGCUUCCUCCCCAAUGUGGGUUCACCCCUGGAGGCCUGGCCUCCCAGCUCCCUCUCCCUGUCAGGAACACCCCAGCCUCUAAGGCUUCCCUUACCCCCAGGAAAAGGAGAGCUCCACCCCCACCCCCAGCCCCUUUCUGACUCCCUCCAGCUGAGGAGGCAGGGCUUGGGUCCACAUCUCUUCCCAGACAGGCCGACAAUACUCUCCACCAGGCGUUGUGUAGCCUCCAAGCCUUUGGUCAGAAGGCCCUGGCAUCGUGGCAGCCGUCGGCAUCCACAGGGAAUGUGCCAGGGUCACAAACAGCCUCAGCCCAGGGUACCGUUCUUCCUCUUGCGGUCACCAGUGGCCCAGCCCUCUUGAUACCCUGGGCCUCAGUGUCCAGCCCUUCCAGAUGCUUCCGGGGCCCUCCUGGAAGCACCCACCCAUCUCAGUUACCUCCUCUGGCCAGAAGGCCACACCACUGUCCUCCAGAGCCACUCUGGGGCCCAUACUGGCUGUCUGGAAGCCUAACGAAGCAGCUUGCACCCAGAGCCCUGAGGGCUCUAGGGACCGGUCCAUAGGAAGGGGUGGCACCAGGACCACCCCCAUCCCGAGUCCCUGUGCUGCAGCCUCCUGAACCAGCUCACCACACUGGGUGCAAAGGUAUUGGAUACCUGUCCCUCCCCAGGGCUUCACAAGACAUGUCUCCAGGAAUAGACAUGUCACCGGCCCAGACGAGCCCUGGACAGAGGGACAAAGAGAGCCGUAUUUGUAAUGAGCUGCAGGGCUGUUUGUCCCGCAUUUUAAACUUUUUGUUAAAUUGUGAAAUUAUGGAGGAGUUUUAUAGAAAAUAAAGUGAGAUGGGAGUAGUGGGCCGCCCACCUUUGAUUCAGUCACACUGGAAAGAGCCACACCGGGAGCCUGGGGGAGGCAGUUGUGCUCUUCCCUUGGGAACAGGUAUUGAGGGCUGGUUACAGACAUAGCUUGGGGUUGCAGAGGGGUC
Molecule: messenger RNA, 3653 nt
Organism: Microtus ochrogaster (prairie vole)
Lineage: Eukaryota; Metazoa; Chordata; Mammalia; Rodentia; Cricetidae
Gene: Mllt1
Product: MLLT1 super elongation complex subunit
Biological process (GO): positive regulation of DNA-templated transcription
Cellular component (GO): transcription elongation factor complex
Molecular function (GO): chromatin binding
Source: RefSeq, a predicted model, not a curated record